Arabidopsis arenosa is the source of this 2224-nucleotide messenger RNA. The record is from the annotation of a GenBank genome assembly. NCBI's taxonomy places the organism in Eukaryota, Viridiplantae, Streptophyta, Magnoliopsida, Brassicales, Brassicaceae.
GAAGAUUUGAUUUUUUUUUAGUCACUCUUCUUCUCUCUCACACACACAACAACGCAAUAAAAAAAAAGCUAAAUUUCGAAUUUUUGUCUACCGAGUUUUCAUUCAUUUGGUGAUGCAAUUACUCUAAUUUCGAGCUUAGAGAGAGAGACAAUAUAGAUCCUUUGAUUCUUUGUAUCCAAAACAUUUUAACUUUUGUUUUUCUUCUGUUCCUCUUAUCAAAUCAAUGGCGAAUGCAUCUGGGUUCUUCACUCAUCCUUCAAUUCCUAACUUACGAAGCAGAAUCCAUGUUCCGAUUAGAGUUUCUGGAUCUGGGUUUUGCGUUUCGAGUCGAUUCUCCAAAAGGGUUUUGUGCUCUAGCGUCAGCUCUAUUGAUAAGCAUGCUUCGUCGUCUCCUUCAGAAUAUCAACGACCCAGGCUAGUACCGAGUGGCUGCAAAUUGAUUGGAUGUGGUUCAGCAGUUCCAAGUCUUCUGAUUUCUAAUGAUGAUCUUGCAAAAAUAGUCGAUACUAAUGAUGAAUGGAUAGCUACUCGUACUGGUAUUCGCAACCGUCGAGUUGUCUCAGGCAAAGAUAGCUUGGUUGGGUUAGCAGUAGAAGCAGCAACCAAAGCCCUUGAAAUGGCUGAGGUUGUUCCUGAAGAUAUUGACUUAGUCUUGAUGUGUACUUCCACUCCUGAUGAUCUAUUCGGUGCUGCUCCACAGAUUCAAAAGGCACUUGGUUGCACAAAGAACCCAUUGGCUUACGAUAUCACAGCUGCUUGUAGUGGAUUUGUUUUGGGUCUAGUUUCAGCUGCUUGUCAUAUAAGGGGAGGCGGUUUUAAGAAUGUUUUAGUGAUCGGAGCUGAUUCGUUGUCUCGGUUUGUUGAUUGGACGGAUAGAGGGACUUGCAUUUUAUUUGGGGACGCUGCUGGUGCUGUGGUUGUUCAGGCUUGUGAUAUUGAAGAUGAUGGUUUGUUCAGUUUUGAUGUGCAUAGCGAUGGGGACGGUCGAAGACAUUUGAAUGCUUCUGUUAAAGAAUCCCAAAACGAUGGUGAAUCGAGCUCCAAUGGCUCGGUGUUUGGAGACUUUCCACCAAAACAAUCUUCAUAUUCUUGUAUUCAGAUGAAUGGAAAAGAGGUAUUUCGCUUUGCUGUCAAAUGUGUUCCUCAAUCUAUUGAGUCUGCUUUGCAAAAAGCCGGUCUUCCUGCUUCUGCCAUCGACUGGCUCCUCCUCCAUCAGGCGAACCAGAGAAUAAUAGACUCUGUGGCUACAAGGCUGCAUUUCCCACCAGAGCGAGUCAUAUCGAAUUUGGCUAAUUACGGUAACACGAGUGCUGCUUCGAUUCCUCUAGCUCUUGAUGAGGCGGUGAGAAGCGGAAAAGUUAAACCUGGACAUACCAUAGCAACAUCCGGCGUUCUUAAUUUCCAAAGAGGUUUUCAACCGCAAGACACGGAUAUAAUCCUCGCUUCUUUCCCCAAAUCAGGCACUACUUGGCUCAAAGCCCUCACGGUUGCCCUCCUGGAAAGAUUGAAGAACCGUUCUUCUGAUGAUCAUCAUCUUCUCCUAACUGAUAAUCCUCAUGGAAUUGUUCCAUUCUUUGAGAUCGAUAUGUAUAACGAAAGCUCAAGUCCUGACUUGGCCAAGUUCUCAUCAUUUCCGAGGUUGUUCCUUACUCAUAUGCCACUAACCGCGAUGCACGAAACCCUCAAGGAAUCUCCUUGCAAGAUUGUCGGAACCGUCUAUUAUGGACCUUUUUGGGAACAUCACUUGAGCUAUUGGAAAGGAAGCUUGGAAAACCAUAACCAUGUUCUAUUCAUGAGGUACGAGGAGAUGAAAUCAAAGCCUCGUGAUCAGAUCAAGAGACUUGCCGACUUCUUGGAUUGUCCUUUUACUAAAGAAGAAGAAGAGAGCGGAUCGGUGGACGAGAUCUUGGACCUUUGUUCUCUGCGUAACCUAAGCAGUUUGGAGAUUAACAAAACCCAAAAAACAAACAACGUGGAUCACAAGAGUUAUUUCCGUAAAGGGGAAGUCGGUGAUUGGAAGAACUAUCUUACUCCUGAAAUGGAGAACAAGAUAGACAUGAUCAUCCAAGAGAAACUUCAAGGUUCUGGUUUGAAAUUCUAGAGGUAUAUAUAUGAUGUUUUGUGUUUUCUUUGAUGCUUAAUAUAUAAGAGUACCCUUUCGCUGUCAUGUUCCUUAGUAAUGUAUUUUGAUUGUUGAUUUGAUGUAUAAAUUUAAACUGUCAAA